CAUCAAUUAUUUAGGUAUGGGGUAAUAAAUUGUUAAGGAAAUGUUGUGGAAGUUAACUUUCUGCCUUACUUUUUAGCGGAUUCUAUAAAUAUGGCAUCUUGAUAACUUUUUAUACUACUGGGAAUUGGAAGAGGAUCGGAAUAUGGUCUUGUUAGAAAAUGCCUAAGAUAACGGAUUACGAUUUUUCAUCAUCGUGAAUCUGACAGGAUUCUUGAAAAAGACGAGAUGGCGAAAGUUACGCCAACAACGCGCCAAAGCAUAAAGAGCGCCCUGAAGGUGCGGACGCCCAGGAUCCCUUCACAAACAUCGGUGAAUGCAGUAAUGGAGUCACAGAGAGUGGAUAAUGUUGGUGCUGUGCCGUUCCCUAAGGAUCAGAUGACACAAGAGGGAGAAUGGAUUCGAAAACAUAUCAGGAAAAAAGUGUGCCGAAGAUUUGUGCCGACGGAAAGUGCUAAAGACGCAUGUGAUGACGUCUUGGCCCCAUUAAAGGUGCCAAAUCAAAAACCUGUGGCAACGCAAAUUUAUGGCGAUCCAACAUGUCGAUGCGGUUACAAGAAAUCAAAACAUAUCCGGGAAGCAAUGGCAGACCCGGACCGGAAUCCUCCGUGGCGGCCCGCGGUCGACGCCAAGUCAAGCCUGACAGAUGCGUUUGGAGAGAUCGAGUUUAUGGGUUUUGGUCAGAAAAUCGGAAAGUAUGUUCGAGUUUCCCAGGACACAAGUACGGACACGAUGUUGAAAUUGCUGAUCGAUAAAUGGGGGUUAGAGAAGCCAAAUCUUGUCAUAUCAGUCACAGGCGGAGCUAAGGCGUUUCAGAUGACGCCACGGUUGAAGGAGGUAUUCAAACGGGGUCUUAUGAAGGCGGCGAAAAGUACAGGAGCGUGGAUUAUUACGGGAGGGAUGCAUGCAGGCGUCAUGAAGUAUGUCGGGCAGGCCGUGAAGGAAUUUGAACUCUCGCAGACGUCAAAAGCGAAAGUCACGGCGAUCGCAAUAGCGACAUGGGGCUGCGUGCAGAAUAGAGAACUUCUGAUUGAUAAACAUGGUAAAUGGCCGGCAGAGUAUCGGAUGGAGCCCUACGACAACAAGAAAGAGCCAGGGAGCGCCCUCGAUAACAAUCAUUCCCAUUUCAUCCUCGUCGAUAAUGGCACUCAGCAUCAGUUUGGCGUCGAGAUCAACUUCCGGGGUCAACUAGAAGGGGCCAUCUCCAAGAUGAAAACCAACACUGGGCAUGACGCAAUUUCCAUCCCUAUCGUCUGUGUUGUCCUGGAGGGUGGUCCGGGUACCUUGGAGACGGUCAAGAGUGCCGUGGAGAACGGAACGCCCGCGGUGAUUGUCCGCGGCUCCGGGCGGGCUGCUGAUAUCCUCGGUUACGCCUUUGCUAAUUCCCGGGCGGAAGAAAUCGAAGUUACAGAUCAGUUUGGCAAAACUCAGAAAAGGGCCACGACCGUGAUGGAUGACGCCCUGAUCCACCAAAUCAUGCAGAUGAUCAAGGACGAGUUAGGCGUCCCAGAUGUUGUCAAAUGUCUCGACUGGGUCAAGCAGAGUUUGCAGAAACGGGACCUAAUCACGGUCUUUCAGUUGGACAGCCCGGAAUCCGCCAAGGAUAUCGAUCUGGCGAUUCUUUAUGCUAUGCUCAAAGCCAAUAAGGAUCAAGCAAUGGAUCAGCUGCGACUUGCCAUUGCCUGGAAUCGUAUUGACGUCUGCAAGGAGAUGUUGUUUACAGACGACAGGCGAUGGGAGCAAAAAGAGCUCCACGAUGUGAUGUAUACAGUACUGAUGUUGGACCGUUAUGAAUUCGCUCAACUCUUCAUAGAAAAUGGCGUCAAUCUCAAGGACUUCCUCACGUUACGUCGUCUGCUGCUGCUAUACAAUGAGAUCCCCAAGAACUCCCUACUUUAUCAGCUGCUUCUCAAGACAAAUAAAGACAAGAGCCAGAAAUACUUCAACUUUAAAGUCAUUGGGAACCUGAUACACGAACUGAUGGGCGACUUCUAUCACCCCCUUUACCUCCGAAACGAUCGCUAUAAGAAGGUGGACGCGGAAUUGGUCUUGUCAAAUACAGUGGAGAAAACGGCAAGCGUCACUAGUUUUGUUGCACUGAUUCGAGAUGAUGCUCAGAUCGAUCCCGACACCGGUUUAAUCAUCAUUCCCACCGACUUUGACGACCCAUCACGGGAGUUGUUCAUCUGGUCCGUCUUGAUGUUACGCAAUGAUUUGUCGGAAGUGUUCUGGGGCGAGGGAAAGGAUGCGAUUCCCGCUGCAUUAACUGCGUGUAACCUGCUCAAGGGCCUGCGUCUAAAGACGCAGGAUACAGAGAUACAGAAAAAAAUCGACAUGAUGAUAGAACACUACGAAGGCCUAGCUCUUGGAGUCCUGAAGGAGUGCUACCAGGCGGACGACCAGAAGGCCCAGUUACUCCUCGUGCGAGAGUUACCAAACUAUGGGAUGGCAACGUCACUACUCUUGGCGGUGCACGCAGAUAACAAGAUCUUUAUCUCGCAUUCGUGCUGUCAGAGUCUGUUGAACAGCAUCUGGCGCGGGAAGAUGACCAAUGACAAUGGACCAUUUAGGGUUUUCGUCUGCGUGUUCUUCCCAGUAAUGGUGCCAGCGCUGAUCUUCUAUCGGGAAGAUGAACCCAAGGCCGCCGAGGUUCUGGACAUUGAGUUGGAGGAAGAGGCGAAAAGAAUGAAACGUAGACAGCUAACAAAAACAAACACUACUGGUUUGACACGUCCAUCUCUCCAUCACAUGGGCACAGACAGCUUCGAGUUAAACGACACUAUUGAUGGAAAUAUGGUGCUAGAAGAGACGUGGAGCUCAGAGAAUUUACAGGAUAGCGGAAUAGAUCUGCGCGACUCGGGGAAGAAGCUGACUUGCUGGGAACGGAUCGUGACGUUUUUCAGCGCUCCCAUGAUCACCUUCAUCUACAACUGCAUUUUCUACAUCGCUUUCCUGUUGCUGUACAGUGUGAUCCUCCUCGUGACCUUCAAUCCGACGGUCACCGCGGAGGAGAUCGUCCUCAUGGUCUGGGUAUUCACGUUAUUUGCCGAAGAAGUUAGACAGAUUGCGCAAGAUGAUGCCAGUAGCAUCCGGCUGAAGUUAUGGAGUUACAUCACCGAUAUUUGGAAUAUUCUGGAUGUGAUAACGUUACUGCUGUUCCUGACUGGGAUGAUUUUGCGAGCGAUCCCGGACAAUACGUUGACAUUUCGCGCAGCCCGGAUCGUCUUGGCGAUCAAUCUCCUAACGUUUUAUUUGCGGUUGUUACACAUCUUUUCGGUGUUCAAACAACUUGGGCCGGUCCUGGUGAUGAUUGGCCGAAUGAUGGUUGAUCUGCUAUGGUUCAUGAUCAUCUUGAUGGUGUUCAUGGUCGGUUUUGGCGUCGCCCAGCACGCCAUCCUCUACCCUAACGCAUCUGCCGAUGGCAUCUUGGUCCUGAAUGUCAUCAGGAGGUCCUAUUGGCAGAUGACAGGAGAAAUAGAAAUGUUUCUUGGAGAACUUGAAUUGUCAUGUUCGAAUGCUCCCCAGUCUCAGGAGGGGUGCUCUGUCGAGGGCAUCGUCACCCCGAUCAUGAUGGGCAUGUACAUCCUCUUCACCAAUGUACUCAUGUUCAAUCUACUUAUUGCCAUGUUCAGUUACACAUUCAGUAAAAUACAAGAGAACACCGAUCUGCACUGGUACUUCCAGCGCUAUUUCUUAAUCUACGAGUACUACGAGCGGCCCGACAUAGCGCCUCCGUUGAUAUUCAUCAACCAUCUGUACCUGCUCAUGAAAUGGGUUGUUCUCAAGGGUUGCGGACGUUGCUGCAAAAUAAAGGGCAGACAGAGAGGGUUCAAAAUGCGUUUUGCGGACAAUGAAGAGAAACAGUUGAUUCUGUGGGAGAACAUGAACGCUGAUGAAUACCUCCGGAGGAAGCAGAUAGUCGAGAAGGAGAGCAUCGAACACAGAGUCAGAGAAACAAAAGAGAAGGUUGAUCAACUUUUCUCCCGCUUCGAUGAACUUCAGACAGACUCCAAACAAUCGGCGAGCGAUGCAUCUAGUGCCAAGGCAGUCGUGGUGGCCGGGGCAGUUGAACAAAGUGUACCUCUGGCAGUGGAGAAAAAGCUACAGUUCUUGGAGGAUCAUAUGUCGCGAACUUCCAAAGCCCUCGAUUGGAUAAUCGCAGCCAUGACAGAAAACAAGAUGGGUGCAAAAUCUGGGCCACCCAAACUGCCCGACAUGGAGAGAGAGAAGCAGCUUGUCACAGACACGCCUACAUGUAUAAUGUCCAAUACAUCUGAAGAAAAACAAAAAGAGGAGUUGAAAGCCAAAGAGGUGAAAAAGGUCGUAGAACAUAAUAUUGACCUUCAGGUCAAAUUAAACGUACGGUCUAGGACUUCACCAUAUCCACAGUCGGUCCCACCUGUACGGCGAUUUGAACUCCCUGAUAGUAAAGUGUCCUGGAAGGAACCGUUCCCGGAAUAUGCACCAGUCAAUUUCACACAUCCAGACGUGUUGCGUUUGAAACCACAUUGGGCCGAUGUGGAUCUGCUAGCUUUCCAAAAUGUAGAAAGCCGACCUGUCAUCUUAUUCAACGAGUAUGACAAUCUUCACUCAGUCAGUAGGAUAAGUUUCGAGGGGCCAUACGUCGUUGAAGACAGUAUCCCGAAGAAUCCAUUCGGACGCACAGGGCUGACGGGCCGAGGUCUCUUGGGCCGCUGGGGACCGAACUUUGCAGCGGAUCCAAUUGUCACAAGAUGGAAGCGUGACAUCAAUGGACAGCCCGUUUAUUCUGAGGGAAAGAAAGUGUUGGAGUUUGUUGCUGUUGAGCGGAAGGAUUCCAAACAGUGGGCUCUUCCUGGGUCUAUCACCAACAAGACGCGAGAAGACCAGGUCUACGAGUGUCUCAAAGCCGAGUUCACCCAGGAGGCCAUGAGUACAUACGCUCAGGACAAGAAACAGCAGGCAUCUGUUCGACUUAAACUUGACAACUUGUUUAAAACUGGAGGAACAGUGGUAUACAAAGGUUACACGGACGACCCGCGCAAUACUGACAACGCCUGGCUGGAAACUAUCGCAGUCAAUUACCAUGACGACGACGGCCAGACACUGAAUCCAUUCCAACUGCGGGCCGGUAACUCAGUGGAAGCAGUGGGUUGGCAGAUGGUGUCCUCCUCAGAAAUACUCUACGGCGGCCAUCUUGCCUUACUGAAGAAAGUUGCAGAAUUACGGGACGCUGCUUUCUGAAACAGCAAUUAGGACUCAAAACGAAUACUUCAGCUGUUGGGAUAGCCUGCUGAAGAUCCUUGUCUAUAAAGGAUCCUUGAAAAAGCAUAAUAAAAUAGCAAUUUUGAUUACAGAGGAAUCUCAAUCAUCUGAAGUCAAGAAAACUACAUAUUUGUUGGUUUUUAUGAAUCAAAAUGUGCUUUAAAUGGUCAUUUUAUCGGGGCACGCCAUUCGUUAUUACUGGUAGUCCAAGAAAAUGGAAAUGCAGUCACACACAGUGCUGUAAUGCAGUUAUUGUACAUACGAAUUUAUUGAAGCUCCUGCCUAUUGUCCACCUUUAAUACGAGUUAUACAUGGUCAGGUUAUCAUAUGCUUGUAUAUUUGUACAUGUAUAUCAUAUAAUAUCACUAUUUAAAACCAGUUUGUACUUUUUUAUUUGUACAUAUCAUCUGUUUGUUAAGUCCAUUUCAUUGCCAGACUUGGGUCCAGUAUGCGGACCUGUUAAUCAUAACAGAUAAAUUUUGACACAUGCGGUUUUGAGCUGUUAUUUGAAUGAACCUCAUGUUGUAUAUUCUGUUUUUGUAUAAAAUCAGGUUGCAAGGUACAAAAUUAGUGUACCUGCCAGGAUUUGUUUGAGGGAACGUUUUUGGGAUGGCCAAAAAAAAAUUUUAAGAAUUUUUUUAAUGUUUCAUUUUAGACUGUAAAUAUCCUCUUGGACCGUUACAAAACAUGUCGGCUCAUGACAUCAUGCUGACAUGUUGUUACAUGUGCAUUGAUGUGCAUUGAUGUACAUGAAACAACAUAUCAACAUAUGUUGUAAGCUAACAUGCUUUCUCACAACCGGACCUAGGUAAUUAUACAAUUCUAUGUCUUAAAUGCAAAUCUUACCCUGAUAGAAGUAGAAGGUACUGAUACGCACCCUCAAAUAGAUACCAUACCCAUUGAUGGAGACCCAGAAAAUUGAAUCUUGGCACUUUUCUACAAUGUGGCAUUCAUCUCCGUCCAGUUACCAGUAGGCCUUAUCAAGAAUUAAUAAAGACUAGUCUCUAUCAAUUCUUGCUUGUAUUAUGUACAUGUAUAUUACUAAAACAAUAAAUUGAACAUCAGUAUUAUAAUUCUUGGAGUAUAUAUUAUAAUUCCUCUUAUUAUGUCAUUGAUUCCGUCUAAGGAUAUUUAAAAUGCAAAGAAACGAUUAGAUAGGUCUUGGUUGACGUCUUGUUUGGCCCAAAAAUGAAUGAUGUUGUAGAUUUGACACUCUCAAAAAAUUAGUCAUGCCUGCAUGGCAGAAUGCAGACUUAUUGAUAAAUUGCAAUGAGGUCAGUGAUUGAUUGAUUAGGACCACCCACUCGGGUAGGCCUACUUGACCAGUAAUCUCAUUCAACUGAAAAAUGUUGGCCAACGAAAUAGAACUCUGAUAAGCACAACUCUGAUAAGCACUGGCCACGUCUGCAUGGAAAAUGUUAAUCGAGACCUUGCAUGUAUUGACAAAAUGAAAGUUAUUCAAGUGCCAAAUGAAAGUCGUUGAUUGAAAACAAAGAGUGAGUUUUGGCAAGGUAUUUGCAUGGGCUUUCACUUUAUUUUCAAGUCGGCUUUCACCUUAUUUUCACAAGUGCAGAGUGACAAAUGGUUGUGUCAUUACAUUUGCCUUUCUAUAAACAAUGCGGGUUUCAUCUUGUUGAGCUGGGCAUUUGAAGAACAUGUGAAGUAAACACUCUUUUCAAACAUAUGGGUAAUAUCGAACCUCUCAGAAGGGUGCGGGGGGGAGGUUGUUUGCUUCUAGUAAACUUCUGGAAAUGGUUGUAUGAUUGAUAUGUGUAAAUGAGGUGAUAAUUGGUAUUAGGUGGUUAGUGAUAAGUUUAAAAACUCUCAGAGAGAUAGUCUUACAUAAACUAUGGCGUAGGCAACAAACAAACACACAACACUCUGUGAUAUUAUUGUUUUAUCCUGAUAUUUUCCUAUUGUAUUUUUAUUUCUGAACUUAGGAAAUGUGGAUUUGUUCUGCAGUGAGAGUAUUUCAAAAUAAAAUUC
Lineus longissimus is the source of this 7227-nucleotide messenger RNA. RefSeq names its product transient receptor potential cation channel subfamily M member-like 2. Gene Ontology annotation, biological process: calcium ion transmembrane transport. The transcript has 34 exons. NCBI's taxonomy places the organism in Eukaryota, Metazoa, Nemertea, Pilidiophora, Heteronemertea, Lineidae. The record is from RefSeq and is a predicted model, not a curated record. Gene Ontology annotation, cellular component: plasma membrane. Gene Ontology annotation, molecular function: ligand-gated calcium channel activity. The coding region runs from base 226 to 5220 and encodes 1664 amino acids.